This is a messenger RNA of Notolabrus celidotus (New Zealand spotty), 727 nucleotides long. RefSeq names its product proteasome subunit beta type-7-like. The record is from RefSeq and is a predicted model, not a curated record. Gene Ontology annotation, cellular component: proteasome core complex. The coding region runs from base 1 to 612 and encodes 203 amino acids. NCBI's taxonomy places the organism in Eukaryota, Metazoa, Chordata, Actinopteri, Labriformes, Labridae. The transcript is spliced from 6 exons.
AUGGCGAUACGUACUGUUACAGCUGGCAUCAGAGGAAGACCGUUCUCAACAUGCCUCUACUGCCCAACUGGACCUGAAGAACGACCGGCCGAACUGACCGAGCUGGUCCAGACGUACAAACAGGAAGUGACAGAGGCGGCGUGCGAGCUGAUCUGCGAUUGGGCCCAGAAGAUCCUGAAGCGUUCGUUUGACACGGUGGUGGAGAUCGCCCGGUACCUGAUCCAGGCGCACAUCGUGAACCCUCGCUGCAGCCAGGCAGAGCUUGUCACCUCUGCAGCCCUCGCAGUCUCUGUGUUCCCUCCUCUCGCUAGUUUCCUCGGUUAUGUGGACAAGCUGGGCGUGGCUUAUGAGGCUCCCACCGUGGCUACAGGCUUCGGAGCGUACCUGGCUCAGCCCCUGAUGAGGGAGGUGGUGGAGAACAAAGUGGAGAUCACCAAACAGGAGGCCCGGGAGCUGGUGGAGCGCUGCCUCAAAGUGCUGUACUACAGAGACGCUCGCUCCUACAACAGGCACGAGAUCGCCAUAGUAACAGAGGAGGGCGUGGAGAUUAUUGGACCUCUGUCUUCUGAGACCAACUGGGACAUCGCUCACCUGGUCAGUGGCUUCGAAUGAAGACGAGCAGCGACAACCACCGCCGCUCACACGCAACUUAUCUUCCCUUUAGUUCCUUUUCUGCUGUUCAAUGUAACUUUUGUAUAAUGGAAAAUAAACGUCAUGUUAUAAAACA